Messenger RNA from Dichomitus squalens LYAD-421 SS1, 1524 nucleotides. RefSeq names its product oxidoreductase. The record is from RefSeq and is a predicted model, not a curated record. Gene Ontology annotation, molecular function: nucleotide binding. Lineage: Eukaryota; Fungi; Basidiomycota; Agaricomycetes; Polyporales; Polyporaceae. The coding region runs from base 138 to 1298 and encodes 386 amino acids. The transcript is spliced from 5 exons.
AUCCGGCUCGGCCCGACGUCCCGCUCUUCCACCACAAUCGAUGUCGGGCCCGCCGUGACCCCAUAUAAGAACUGGUGGCGGAGGAUGCAUGCCAGCACUUUGUCUCCUCCAUCUUGAGCUCGAGGCAUAGUAUCCCGAUGGCACCUAUCAAGACCUGCGUUAUUGGCGUCGGCCUUGGCGGCCUCACCUUCCAUGCCCCCUUCGUACUCGCUCUUCCGCAUCUAUUCACCCUCCAUGCCGUGAUGGAACGCAAUCCGGCUACUCCUGGGGGUAAAUUGCAAGCCCGCUUCGGAGAAGAAGCAGCCAAGGGCGUCACGAUCCAUCGUACCUACGAUGCUGUCCUCGCGGACCCCGAUGUCGAGCUGGUGGUGAUCAGCACCCCGAGCGAGACCCACUACGAGUUCGCGAAGAAGGCGCUCGAGGCUGGAAAACAUGUCCUCGUCGACAAGCCUGUGACUGCGCACUUCUCGCAGGCGCAGGAGCUCGGCGCGCUCGCCAAGUCUAAGAACCUCGUCCUCUAUCCGUUCCAAAACCGCCGCUGGGACUCGGAUUUCCUUGCCCUCAGGAAACUGCUCGACCUCCCCGCCGACCAUCCGCAGUCUCUCGGGACGCUCUACGAGUUCGAGUCUCGGUUCGAUCGCUUCCGGGUGGAACUCAAAGGAACGUGGAAGGACCUCCCUCUCGAGGCCAACGGUCUUGUGUACGACCUCGCCGCGCACACCAUCGACCAGGUCCUCGUCCUCUUCGGCCGCCCGACCAAGCUCACCGCCUUCAGGGAGAACAUCCGCGGCAUCGGCAGCAAAGACGUCGAUGAUGCUUUCACGAUCUUCCUCCACUACCCGCCCCGGCCCGCGGCCCCGGGCCACGUCCAGCCGACGUCGUUCACCGCGAUCCUUCGCGGCCACAUCCUCUCCGUGCGCUCGCCACAGGUGCGGUACGUCGUGCGCGGAACGCACGGCACGUACCUAAAGUACGGCGUCGACGUCCAGGAGGACCAGCUCAAGGUCAUCCCGAGCCCCGCGGGCAUCGUACAGAGCGAGUCGUACGGCGUCGAGCCCGAGGAGAUAUACGGGACCGUCGAGAGCCUGGGCGAGGGGGGCGAGGUGGUCAAAUCUGUAUGGCCAUCCACCGAGCGCGGACAGUAUGUGAAGCUGUUCGAGAACGUCGCGGCGGUCAUCAGGGACGGCGCCGAACAGUCGGUCAAGUGGGAGGAGUCCGCGGAAGUCAUCGAGCUGAUCGAGCUGGCGUACAAGAGUGCUGCUGAGGAGCGCACACUGCCUGUCCCUCCGCGUCAGUGAAGGGCCCCGAGAGAUCGCUUUCAGAGGGGAGCGUGACGAUACCACCAGGUGAAGUUUGAAAUCUGUAUCCUAUUUUAUCCAAAAUGUAUCUGUAUGCCAUGGCAGUUGAUGUCGCGACGCAGAGCGCGAAGCGGGAGCAAGAGCACGGAUGAUGCUUAGAUGAUUGUUGAUGUUAGUAUACGGGUUCGACUAAGCGUCCUGUUCUCAUCUUACUAGCAAUCGUCAU